CAAACCUUCUCGCGAAAUCGAGUAAGGCAAUAAUAUCCUUAUAAAGAAAAUCCACAAUUUGCUGCAAAAACACACCGGUAAUUAGACACUUCUCAACCCACACAUUUCUCAACUGCAGAGUCUCUGGUACUUUGGUCAGAUGAAAUUUCACUACAAUCCUUUGCAAUCCUUUGCAAUCCUUUGCAAUUUGUCUUGAUUUUGGGUUUUAUUGGUAUUGGUAUUGGUUUCGGAUUGCAAAUCAAAUUUUGUUACAAAUCCUUUUCUUGCCGCAUACUUCCCGAUUGGGCCAUCUCCAUCCUUCAAAUUUUUUUUUUUUUCACUGAAAUUUUUUUUCAAUGGUAAACACUCGUUCAAAAUUCGAUAAUUCACAUAGCUAAAAUGAUCAGAACUGCUGGUCCACCAAAAAAUGCUCGCUCAAAGAGAGCCUUGAAAAAUAAGGAAUCAAAAAUAGUUGAAAAUGUUAAACUGGCUUUAUUUAUUCCUGGUAAAAAUUCUAAUAAGAUCCUCCAUGAUGCAAUGGUGGAUCUAAGUGCUCUCAAAAAGCCAUAUAUGAUAAGAUUCCAGAAGAAGAACAACAUAAGGCCAUUUGAAGAGGAAUCUCAGUUGGAAUUCUUCUCUGAAAAGAAUGAUUCCUCUCUACUUGUCUUCUCAAGUAGCAAUAAGAAAAAACCAAAUAACUUGACCUUUAUUAGAACUUUUAAUUAUAAAAUCUAUGAUAUGAUCGAACUACGAAUCAAGAACAACUUCAAAUUCUUGAUGGAUUUCAAAAAACAAACUUUCCAAAUCGGUUUAAAACCUUUAUUCAUAUUCAAUGGGCCCAUAUUUGAUAUUCAUCCUGUGUAUAAACACAUCAAAUCUUUAUUCUUGGACUUUUUCAAAGGCGAAAUCACUGAGCUACAAGACGUCGCUGGCUUACAACAUAUCAUAGCUAUCUCUGCCAAUGAUCAAGAUGAUUCAGCUUCAGCUCUACCCGACGUCUAUUUCAGAGUUUAUAAACUAAAGACUUUUAGAUCAGAUCAAAAACUAUCAAGAGUUGAAUUGGACGAAAUCGGCCCCAGAUUUGAUUUCACCAUUGGAAGAUAUCGCCAUCCUUCGCCUGAAUUAGAGAAAGAAGCCAUGAGAAAACCAAAACAAAUAGAACCAAAAGUUAAGAAAAAUGUUGAAACAGACCUUAUCGGUGAUAAAAUUGGUACCAUCCAUGUUGGCAAACAGGAUCUUUCUAAUCUUCAAACAAGAAAAAUGAAAGGCUUAAAAAAAAAAUAUGAUCAAGUGGAUGAUGAUUUUGAUGACCAAGAAAUAAUUCCUAAAAAUAAAAAAGUGAAAGCCUAAUUUGGAAACUUGAAUUAAAAAUUUGAAUUAAAAAUUCAGAUUAAAAAUUAUUCCAAAAUUUUCAUUAU
Ascoidea rubescens DSM 1968 is the source of this 1397-nucleotide messenger RNA. It is a transcript of the gene RPF2, whose product is annotated as rRNA-binding ribosome biosynthesis protein RPF2. Gene Ontology annotation, biological process: ribosomal large subunit assembly; maturation of LSU-rRNA from tricistronic rRNA transcript (SSU-rRNA, 5.8S rRNA, LSU-rRNA). Gene Ontology annotation, cellular component: nucleolus. The coding region runs from base 379 to 1329 and encodes 316 amino acids. The record is from RefSeq and is a predicted model, not a curated record. The transcript has 2 exons. Gene Ontology annotation, molecular function: rRNA binding. NCBI's taxonomy places the organism in Eukaryota, Fungi, Ascomycota, Saccharomycetes, Ascoideales, Ascoideaceae.